AUGCAGCUCGGAUGGCUCGCAUCACGGGCCAACCAAGGAUCGCGGGUGCACGGAUAUUCUCUUCCUCCUGUUGUUCAUUCUGUUCUGGGUGGGCAUGGUGGUUGUCGGCUCGAUGGCCCUCGACCGCGGCCAGCCAGAGCGGCUGCUGUACGGUACCGACUCGUACGGAAACCUGUGCUCGAAGCAGAACAAUGAUGUGUCCGACGGCGAGCCGUGGCGCGACAUGCGCGGCAAGAGCAAGCUGUUCUUUGGCAACCCGUUUGUACCGGACAAGCUGCAGGUGUGCGUUUCGGCGUGCCCGACCGAGUUCUCCAAGAACACCGGGCUCACCCGUGCCGAUGUCGAGUGCCGCGUCAAUACCACCGACGACUCGACUAACUACUUUACCGCCACCUGGCUCCGCGGGUGUGUGACCGACGACAACUGCCCGUGCUACAUCCGCUACCCCUCGUUCGAGCUGCUCAACCGGUGCAUCCCGGGCCCCGAGUUUGACAAUGAGACCCGGAGCGAGAUCGCGAACUCGGAGGCCGGCGAGACGGUGCGCGAGAUGCUGGGUGAUGUCAUCAACGCCAAGUACAUCAUUCUGGCGUGUGCCGGCGGCGCGCUCCUUCUCUCGUUCAUCUGGCUCAUCAUGCUGCGGUGCUGCGGCGGGUUUAUGGUGUGGACUACGGUCGUACUCACGGUAAUGGCCAUGAUUGCCGUCACCGCGUUGUUCAUUGUCUAUGCAGGGCGGGCCAAGGAGACGUACGAUGAGCGCAAGGCCGAGGGGACAGAGACGACACGUCUCCGUGCCAACUACAUGACGCUUUAUGUUCUUGGCGGCCUCGGCGGUCUCAUUGUCUUUAUCGCAUUCCUCGCCCUGCUCUUUAUGCGGACCGAGAUCAACCGGGCCAUCGAGAUCGUCAAGGAGGCAGCGCGGACGCUCGGGCACAUCCCCAUGCUCGUCUUCUUCCCUAUCUUUGUGGUCAUCGUUCUCGCGGGCUUCCUCGCCUACUGGGUGGUGGUCAUGAUCUACCUGGCGACCGCCGGCGACCCGGUCUUUACACGUGUUGGCUUGCUCGAUAAUGAGCCGCCGCGGCUGCUCGAGUACAAGGCGGACAACACACUGCGCCAGCUGCAGGCGUACCACGUGUUUGGCGGCCUGUGGACGGUCAACCUCCUCCUCGCCUUCAACGAGAUGGUAAUUGCCGGCGCCGUCGCGCACCACUACUUCCGCGAGGGCACCUCGCACAUCCUGCGCUUCCCUCUCCUCGCCGCCGUCUGGCAGACGAUGCGGUAUCAUCUCGGCACGCUCGCCUUUGGCUCGCUCAUCAUCGCCAUCGUCCAAUUCAUCCGGCUCGUCCUCAUCUUUGUGCAGAAGCGGCUGGAGGCGGCCAACAACCGGGUUGCAGACUUUAUCUUUGCCUGCCUCCACUACGCCUUCCUCUGCCUCGAGCGCUUCCUGAGGUUCAUUUCGCGCAACGCGUACAUCAUCACCGCCAUCCGCGGCUCGUCGUUCUGCUCGUCAGCGCGGACCGCCUUCCAUCUCCUCACGUCGAACGCGCUCUCGCUCCUUGCCCUCACCUUUGUCUCCAACUUCCUCAUCCUCCUCGGCAAGAUCGUCGUUGUUGCCAUCACCGGCCUUGUGGGCCUCGUCUGGCUCAAGACCCGCGACGACCUGCAGUACUACGCCAUCCCGCUCAUCCUCAUCAUAUUUGCCGCCUACGCCAUCUCCGCCCUCUUCACCACCGUCUUUGAGAUGACCAUCGACACCAUCUUCCUUUGCUACUGCAUCGACCUUGAUGAGUACGACGGCCGCUACAUGUCGCCCUCGCUCCGCGCCUUUACCGACGCCCACGCUCCGCCGCGAAAGAGCUCCAACUCUGGCUCUCGCUCGCGUUCGCGCUCACGUACCCGCUCCCGCUCUCGAUCCCCGCGCCCGGCCUACGAGCAGCGCUCACACCAUUGACGGUAAACCCGAAGCCCUUGCACA
Molecule: messenger RNA, 1972 nt
Organism: Thecamonas trahens ATCC 50062
Lineage: Eukaryota; Apusomonadida; Apusomonadidae
Exons: 1
Biological process (GO): transmembrane transport
Cellular component (GO): membrane
Molecular function (GO): transmembrane transporter activity
Source: RefSeq, a predicted model, not a curated record